AUGCAGCAAGCUGGAAAGCCCGCGGCUCGAAGCCUGCACGGUUGCUGGACUUGCCGCGUUCGACGCAAAAAGUGCGACGAGCGCAGGUCCGUCUGCACGCCCUGCGCGUCGCUAGACCUAGAAUGCCACGGCUACGGCCACAAGCCCGCUUGGAUGGAUAAUGGCGCCCGGCAGAGGGAGAAGGCGCUGUUCUUUAAGCAGAUUGUCUGCGAGAAAAAGGCCAAAAAGGGUAGGCAACGCGCCCAGACCGUCUUCAUUGCCCAGUCCCCUCAUGACGCGUUUGGCGCCAUGCAGGCGGAUGUUGCCGCCAACAUGAUGGACCUGCACAGCGCCUGCGCGAUGCCGCCGACGGAGUUGAGCUUUGAGCAGAUGCACGCGCAGAAUUUAGCCAUGGCGGCAGUGGCUGACCCGGCCGAAUGGAGCACGGCACCAUCCAGCGACAUCACCACCGAGUCGGCAUCGCCCUUUUUUGGCGGCUCCAACGACUACUCGCCUAACUCGACAGGUCUUUACCAUAGCAUGGACGCGGGAUCCGGUCCCAUGUCUUCAGCGUUUUUUGCGGACACAUCCGGUCCGGAAUCCUCGAAUCUCCUUGGGUUCUCAGAUGCAGAGGUGUCAUGGGGAGACAUCUUGACUGGCUUCGAUGAGUUCCUCGACACAGCCUUUCAUAAAAACGACGUGUCUGCAGGAUACGCAUUGCCAAGCGAAGCCACGGGGCCGCAGAACAGCGUGACGCAACAAGCGCCAGUCGCCGCUGCGGCCUUGUCCGCAUGGCAACCAGCCAAGGACACGUCCGAGGAAGAGGUGCCCGAGGAAGAAGCCGAGGAUGUCAUAUUCAUGCACUUUCUAGACCAGGUGUUUUAUCUGCAGUACCCGUACUACCUGUCGCGCGACGGCCGCGAACGGGGCUGGCUGUUUUCGAUACUGCGGCGCGUAAAGCCAGCCUACUACGCCACGCUGGCGCAGAGCGAGCGUCAUUUCCUGGCAACAGUGCCGCAUAUCAACGGUAUCGCCAACAGCUUGGCGCGACGGCGUGCGGGAACGACAUACUAUGAGCUGGCCAUCCACGGGAUGCGGUACAUUAUGGCGGGCAUCAACGGGCGUACGAGCCUAGUGCAGAGCAUCGAGGCGUUGACAUCACUUUUGCAAUUACUGUUUUUGGAGGGUUUCAUGGGCGGGACAGAAAACUGGAAAGAUCUGCUACGGGCUGCAGCGACAUUAGUGCCUGCGCUGAUUACCGCCCGACAGUCCACGACGCCUCAGAAGGGUGACGACAUGUGCAGUCGCAAACAGAAUCGUCAUGCGGGACUAUCACCAGAGCUUGGUCGAGCAUGCUGCGUGAUGCUCGGUUCGUUUGUCUCCCUCGACAUCAUUGCCGCCGCAUCCACGCGAGGCGAGCAUUUUCUGGACAUUGACCACGUCAAGGAGCUCGAGAAUCUAGGCACCUCUGUGCAGAGUAUGAUGGGAUGCAGCAAUUCGACCAUGGCGCUCAUCUGCCAAAUCUCAGCACUGGAGCGCUGGAAAAAAGAUGCGCAAGCCGCCCACAAGUUGUCUGUUGUUGACCUCGUUAGACGCGGAGCCAAAAUCGAAGAUCAGCUGCGCCAGGAAAUGGUGGGGAGCACAGGAGUAUCAGCCGAAGCCGGGCUAUCGCGGGAAUCGUCGUCGGAGCUGCCGGCGCGCCCAACACACCCCGCAGUCAACAGGGUGUAUGUGCUGGCCGGCACCAUUUACCUGCACUCCAUCCUGUCAGGGGCGCACCCGCACCUGCCGGAGAUUAAGCAGGCCGUGGCGGCGGUUCUUGAGGCGCUGAUGGAUCUGCGGAGCUCUGUGCUGCUGCAGAGCCUCUCGUGGCCGUUUUGCGUGGCGGGCUGCCUGGCGACGGAGGAUCAGUACAGCUCGUUUCGGCUCCUGUUCUCGGCCACGGCGUCGUGGGACGCGACGAAUGGAACUUGGACAGAGGCGUGCAGGAUUAUCAAGGAUUGCUGGUCAAGGAGGAGCAAUUCGGAUGAGGACUGCGACUGGGCAUUCAUUAUGGAUCAGGAUGGACGUCAUGUUUUACUUCGAUGA
Molecule: messenger RNA, 2067 nt
Organism: Beauveria bassiana ARSEF 2860
Lineage: Eukaryota; Fungi; Ascomycota; Sordariomycetes; Hypocreales; Cordycipitaceae
Product: C6 transcription factor
Exons: 3
Coding region: 1-2067 (688 amino acids)
Biological process (GO): positive regulation of transcription by RNA polymerase II
Cellular component (GO): nucleus
Molecular function (GO): DNA-binding transcription factor activity, RNA polymerase II-specific; zinc ion binding; transcription cis-regulatory region binding
Source: RefSeq, a predicted model, not a curated record